AACAGAAUCCACGUGACAGAAUCAUAAUCAUGUGAUGUUAUUGCUGUAAACAAAAAGAAAGUACAACAGUGUUCACCUCACACAUACAUAUUUACAACUAGAAGCGACAAUGAUGCAGGUUUUUCUGGUUUGCGUUUGUUUGACAGGGCUAGUCCUGGGAAUACCACAUAAUUUUGAACUUCCUAAACUAAAAGACGACGGAGUUCACUGGGCUUUGUUAGUUGCAGGCUCAAAUGGAUGGAUGAACUACAGACAUCAGGCUGAUGUUUGUCAUGCUUAUCAAGUACUAAAGAAUCAUGGAUUACCAGAUGAGAGAAUUAUUGUUAUGAUGGUUGACGACAUAGCCAACAAUAAAGAAAAUCCACAACCAGGAGUUAUCAUUAACCAGCCAGAUGGACCUGAUGUAUAUCAAGGAGUUCCAAAAGACUAUACAGGAUUAAAGGAUGUUACUCCAGAUGUAUUCCUGGAUGUAUUACAAGGUGAAAGUAAAAAAGUGAAGGGUAAAGGUAGCGGCAAAGUUAUAAAUAGUGGACCAAAUGAUCAUAUCUUUGUAAAUUUUGUUGACCAUGGAGCACCAAACUUGAUUGCUUUUGGAGAAAAAUUUCUCCACAGUAAAGAUCUGAUGAAAGUUUUAAAAGAAAUGCAUCAAGAACAGAAAUUUGCAAAGCUUGUGUUUUACCUGGAGUCUUGUGAAUCUGGAUCUAUGUUUAAAACUCUUUUACCUAAAGAUAUAAACAUCCUUGCAUUGUCAGCAUCUAAUUCAUCUCAGUCAUCUUAUGCCUGUUAUUUCGACAAAAAGAGGAAGACUUAUUUGGGAGAUGUGUUUAGUGUAAUGUGGUUACAGGAUUCUGACAAGGAAAAUUUAAAUUCUGAAACAAUCCAGGAUCAGUUUAAAAUGACAAAGAAGAAGACAAACACCAGCCAUGUGAUGGAGUUUGGAGAUAAGUCAAUUGGGCAAAUGACAGUGGCUGAAUUCCAAGGAAAUCAGCAAGCUAACAACAUUGUAUUCCCAGCACCUGAUCCAACUAUAGAUGCAGUAAAAGCUGAGGAUGUUGAAAUGGAAGUACUUAGAAAUUUAUGGCUCUUGUCAACAGAUGAGCAUGAGAGAGAACAGCUGAUGUCACAGCUUUCUGGCUUAGCUCUAAAAAGAUCUAAGAUAAAUAGAUUAGUGAAGGAGAUUAUCAGUAAAACAGUGGACCAUGAUCACCAGACAGUUACCAGUAUCAUGGAGGACACUGUUGACCUUUAUAAUCAUGAUUGUUACAUUCAAACUGUGGAGUAUUUGAGAGAUACAUGUCAUGACCUUGACCUUCCAAAUUUCCAGUACUCUCUCAGACGACUUUAUGCUUUUGUUAACCUGUGUGAGCGCAACAAGUAUUCAUUUGCCACCAUUAAAUCUGCAAUAGACAAAACAUGUUAGUGGACCAAAAAUACAGUAGACGAAAAUGGACAUAAUAUUGAAUACCAGAGUGCUAUUAACUUUAUUUGAAUCAUCCGAUAUAUCACUUUUUGCAGAGGAGUGUUGUUUCGAUUUAUUAUUAAUAUUAUGUAUUUCCGUUCAAUUCUUACUAUUGGAAGGUUGUAUGUUUAUUUACAAAAAAUAAUACCGGUUUAUAUAUACUGAUUUUGUAUCAUUUUUAAACAUUUAUCAAAAUUUUCCUUGAAAUGGCAUUAUCUUUGCUUCGAUACUGGGAGCAAUAAUAAUUUUCUUCCUUUUUAUGUUUUUGUAAUACAAUGUCAAAAUAUAUUUUCUAUUCACAAAAUACUUUAUAUAUUUGUAUAUGCAGGCUGUGUUAUGAAUUGAUAUUUAAUCUUAGUGUAUAGUAAUAAUAAUAUCAGUACAGAACAUCAGGAGGAGCUUGGACUUCUGAAGGAUAUUGUAACAAGCCAAUAUUUAAAAAUAAAUAUUUAAUUA
Messenger RNA from Mytilus trossulus (common blue mussel), 1915 nucleotides. RefSeq names its product legumain-like. The record is from RefSeq and is a predicted model, not a curated record. NCBI's taxonomy places the organism in Eukaryota, Metazoa, Mollusca, Bivalvia, Mytilida, Mytilidae. Gene Ontology annotation, molecular function: cysteine-type endopeptidase activity. Bases 110 to 1420 code for a protein of 436 amino acids. Gene Ontology annotation, biological process: vacuolar protein processing. The transcript has 13 exons.